Messenger RNA from Porites evermanni, 1089 nucleotides. The record is from the annotation of a GenBank genome assembly. NCBI's taxonomy places the organism in Eukaryota, Metazoa, Cnidaria, Anthozoa, Scleractinia, Poritidae.
AUGAGCGAAGAAGUCGAUGAACAUGGCCAUGUUAAGGGUUUACCGACUGCAACAUUUGCACUGGUAGCAGGAAUUUGUAGCUCACUAUUUGGUUUAUUUGCAGCCUUAACAAACGGCCUUCUUCUAUUUACAGUAUUCAAAGAUCCGUACAAUUAUUUUCGAGCGCGCGCGACCACGUACUUUAUCAUUAGUCUUUCUUUAAGCGAUCUUCUGGGAGGCUGUCUUGUGCAGCCAAUGUACGCUGCGUCUAUGUUUACCAUCUCUACCGGAGGCCAAGCGCAGAAACUUUAUGAAAUCGCUCUUAUUUUCAGCCAUGUAACCACAAAGAUAUCAAUUUUUACAGUAGUUGCGCUAUCGCUGGAUAGAUUUUUAGCUGUCAAGCUUUCAGUGAGGUAUAAAAGACUUAUAACAGUGCGAAAAGUAGUUGUUUGUAACGCUUUAAUCUGGAUUUUCUGCAUUACCUUUGAAACUUCUCAUUCUUUGGACGAAAACAAGAAAGUAUUCCACGUAAUUGAUCUUCAUCUUCAAACGACUACUCCACUGACUAUCAUGUGUGCCCUAUACAUCGCGACUUACAUGGAAUUUCGCCAUUAUUCAAGAAACGUUGUUUUUGUGCGAGCAAACACGGGCGGACGGUCACGCAUUUUUCUUCGAAAUAUUGGGUUGGAGAAAAAGAUUGUUUUUACUGUUGUUUUAAUUAUCAUUGUGCUCUUCAUAUCUCUAUUGCCGUAUUUAAUCGUGACAAAUUUACAAGAACGCUGCCAUGAAGAGCUUAGCGGUGAAUGCAGCGAGCCAGGGUUUUUGCUUACUAAAGCCCUCUCCGUACCUCUGUUGUGUGUUAGCUGUGCGUUGAACCCGUUUCUCUACGCUUGGAGAAUACCACAGUACAGGCAAGUUUUACGUUUAAUUGGGGGAUGGAUUUGUCAGAGAUUUCGCCGUAGGAGCCACACUGUUAACACAUUAGCGUUAAAUAUUCCGUCGGUACUAGCAUCUGCCAGUUUAGUCGAACAAAAAAUCCCAGCUGUUGGCCAUCUCGAGGAAAGACGAUCAGAAGAGAUUAUAAAAAGCGAUUGUGACUUGAGAAAUUAA